AUGGCUGUUCCUGGGCCAUCAAAUCCGUCGGUAGUUCCUGGAGCUGAGGAGUGCUUCCAAGAGCCACCCACCGGGGCCAGUGAGGCUUCCCACCUCGCUUGCGAGAAGUGUCGAGCUUAUUUCCUUGGAUACGCUGGAAGUCUCAGACGGAUAUCCCAAGCAUCGGUCAAUCUGCUUCUGGGAGACGUCAUCCCCAAGCCACGGGUGGUUCCACGUCAGAUAAGCUACGGCACGCUUGAAGACCUCUCGGCACGCAAGGCUUGCCGGUUCUGCGAAUUUCUGUUUCGACUGAUCAAAGCGGAGCUCGAAUUGCCUAAUCCUGCUUCCUCACAGGAGGCGGACAGCGAGGAUGUAUGCUCCAUUGUUCCUGACAAAAAGUCGGUCGACAAGGUUUUCGUCAAAUACAAACACGUCGCAGUUACUCUCACUUUGGGACGCAAGCCGCUGCCGGCACCACAGCCAAACAACCUCUUCCGAGAUGACACUGCAUCCUCUCAGACAGACCCGGAAGGGUAUCAAUCCGUGUCCAUUGGCAUGAUAAAGAGUUGGAUGGACGAUUGUCAGAAGCCUCGUACUUCUACACUUGGUAGCGGCACCUUCUUUCAUUCAAUGUGCCACCACCUGCCCCCAAGGUAUGGUGUAGGUCCUUGGAAACUAACGUUCAUCGACGUGGUCGACCGCUGCUUAGUUACGAAGGACACAACCCACAAGUACUUCGCCCUGAGCUACGUUUGGGGAAAAGAUCCCUUCUUGCAAACAACAACGGAAAACGUCUCGAGGCUGGAGAAAAAGCACUCGCUCACCAGAAAAGGAGGCGUGCCCGCCCUCAUCGACGACGCCAUGGAGCUCACAAACCUCCUCGGGGUGAGAUACAUCUGGGUGGACGCCUUAUGCUUGGUGCAAAACGACCGGGCGUCCAAGUACGAAGGCAUCCGCAUAAUGCACAUCAUCUACGCCCACGCGGACCUCACCGUCGUCGCCGCAUCCGCCAAAAGCGCCUCCUCCCCCCUGUCCGGGCUCCGAAAGGGGACCCGGUGCCCCCACGCCUCGCGGGACGUCAAGGGGAGACAGCUGCGGUACGUCCCUAGCGGCACCAUACCCGCCAAACUUAGCCAAACCGUCUAUCAAACGCGCGGAUGGACGAUGCAAGAGUUACUCAUGUCGCGCAGGUGCUUGGUGUUCACCUACGACCAAGUGUACUACCGCUGUCUCUCGGCCGCGGUGUCGGAACUCGGUUCGAAACAAACCCGGAUUAGAAAUCUAAUCAAAUCACCAGCCCUCAUACUACGCCGAGCCCAGCUCGAGGAUCUGGCCCUGUUCGGCGAUUUCGAGACCGCGCGUGGUGGUGGUGGUUCCCGCGCAGAAGAAGGCCGUGCCUCUCGUGAGCGACGUGCUGGCGUAUCCGCGAGGGCUUUCGACUACGACAGAGAUUUCCCGAGCUUCGCGACGUAUAUGCAUCUGGUCCAGAAAUACUCGUGCAGACAGCUGUCGUACCAAUCUGACAUCCUGAACGCCUUUAGUGCGGUGCAGUCCGCACUCGGCCUCCAGAUGGAUUGCGGUUUCGAGUUCGGCUUGCCUCUGGCCUCGUUUGGCAUGGCCCUGCUCUGGAGACCUUGCAAUACUUGUCGGCCCGAACGGCGGACGAUCGAACGCGGCCAAAGCCCGCGUGCAACAUUCCCGACCUGGUCGUGGAUCGGAUGGCGCGAAGAGGUGUUGUGGGUGGAGCCGGUUGCGCCCGAUCAGCAUUACGACAUCAGGCAGACGUUUGAGGAGCUGGUCCCAUUCUCCAAGGUACGCGUCGUGGACACGGACGUGGAAGCGAAGCACGGCGGACCUUGCGCUGCUCUCAGCGGAAUCGACUGCUCGGGCCCCAGCCUUCAUAGGCCGUCGGGCUUGCUUGUCUUCGAGGCAGAGGUGGUCGGGAGCAGGAGUUUCCGCUACCGCGAGGCGCGCCGAUAUACGAACCACAAGCACAAAGGUAGCCUUGAGAUCCUCCCCAUGAGCAAAGCAGAGGGAAAAACCAAGACCCGAGAACACUCUUCAGAACGUUCUGGAUCAGUUGAUAAGCCCUGGAAGGAAACCUCCAGGCGCUUGUGGGAAGGUUCUGACGAUGGCUUGGGGCGAGGGAUUGUUUUCUCCAUGGAGGCGGAAAGCUUGGAGCAGAGCAGUAAUGUGGAUCUCGUGGCUCUAUCCACAUUUCGCCCCCGCAAAAUAUGGCAAGGAUAUCCUGGACUCUACUACCAUUUCAACGAAGGCACUGGAGGCUAUCGGAAAGGCCUUCCGUUCCUGAACUGCCUGGUCAUCGAGUGGCAUGGCGACUAUGCAGAGCGCAUUGGAGUCGCUCAGAUUGGCAGUCUUGCAUGGAGGGAUGCCGGACCGACGGUUAGAUGUAUCACAAUCCGUUGA
Diplodia corticola is the source of this 2406-nucleotide messenger RNA. RefSeq names its product het. The transcript has a single exon. Bases 1 to 2406 code for a protein of 801 amino acids. Lineage: Eukaryota; Fungi; Ascomycota; Dothideomycetes; Botryosphaeriales; Botryosphaeriaceae. The record is from RefSeq and is a predicted model, not a curated record.